Molecule: messenger RNA, 2140 nt
Organism: Oryzias latipes (Japanese medaka)
Lineage: Eukaryota; Metazoa; Chordata; Actinopteri; Beloniformes; Adrianichthyidae
Gene: ankrd1a
Product: ankyrin repeat domain 1a (cardiac muscle)
Molecular function (GO): protein binding
Source: RefSeq, a predicted model, not a curated record
UCUGUAGAGGUGUGCCAAAGCUAUAUAUAAGAAGUCUGAGGCUGAGGAGGCAGACAGAAGACGGACAGACACCAGACAUCCACCAUCACCGCAAGAGACUGGUAGACCUAAAUCUGCUUUCAGCCACCAAUAAAAACUAGGAGAGGGAUGGGGCUGCACAGUGUUGAAGAACUGGUGACCGGUAAGAGGUCGGAGGGCGUAGAGGCAGAUGACUUCCAAGGGGGAAUGUACGAGGCAGCUGUCAAUCAAGAGAAGCAGGACGACCGCAGGUCACCCAGAGAGCCAGAGGAGGCCAACAGUGGCAGCGAGCAGGAGGAAGUCAGCGUGGCAGCUCUCAAUACUGAUAAAAGCGGCAGACUAAAGCUAGAAACAGUGGAUGACCUGUUCAACAUCCUGCAACUGAAGAAGAGGAGGAGGGAGAGGAAAACUCCAAGUCAUAAAAAACUACAGCCGGAGCCUGAGAUUGUGCCUGAGUCUGUGGAUGAGCAGCUGUUUCUAGCAGCUUCCAUGGAGAACAAAGUGGCUGUGGUGGAGAAGUACCUGUCAGAUGGAGGCAAUCCAAAUGUAGCCGAUAAUUUCCAGAGAACGGCUCUGCACAAAGCCUCUUUCAAAGGAAACCUGGAAGUAAUGACAAAGCUCCUGGAGGCCGGAGCUGCCAUCGAGGAAAGAGACAAGUUGGAGGCCACGGCGGUCCACUGGGCCUGCAGGGGUGGCAGCCUACCCGCUUUAGAGCUGCUCCUUGACCGCGGAGGCAAGUUCAUGUCCAGAGACAAGCUGAAUAGCACUCCUCUUCAUGUGGCCGUGAGGACAGGGCAUUGUGAGUGUGCCGAACAUCUCAUUCACUGUGGCGCAGAUGUCAAUGCCAAAGAUAGAGAUGGAGACACGCCAAUGCACGAUGCAGUGAGAAUAAACAGAUUCAAGAUGAUUAAACUGUUGAUGAUGUACGGGGCCAGCCUUCAUACAAAAAACUCUGACGGGAAAACGCCUCUGGAAACCUUGUAUUCUUGGCAGAGUGGAGCAAAAAGCCUCUUGUGCAACUUCAGAGAGGAGAAGUCCCCUCAAUCAAAAUAAACCCCCGUUACUUAGUUUCUUUAGAAAUCAGUGUUGAAUGUAUUAAAGAGAAGGAUUGCUGGUUUAAAGAAUACAUCUUUUAUCAAGUACACCCUAAAUAAGAACCAACAGUCUAUUUGUUGUAAACACUCUUGUUGAUUCAGGGAUUUCAACUGCCAACCUCUCAGGCUGAUGCUUUGACCUGAUGCACUUGCAUUAUUGUGAUGUAUUGAAUCCAGCUCAGCCUUGUGUGGGGUUACGACACUUUAGUUAAGGACGUUUGAUCAAUAAUGUGAAAUCAAACCCGGAUGCUGAUAAUUUUCUCUGGUGGAGUCACUGAUCGCCUUAUAUUGCUGGACAAUGUCUCGGCAGACACUGUGGGAAUGUUUUGUAGUUUCUUUUUUUUUUAUAAGAAGCUGAGUUCAAAUCAGCAAGAAUGCAUCGUAAAGAUGAGUUAUUUAUUGAUUAAUGACAUCACUAUCAGAUUUAUGAGGUUUGACUGAAACUUUUAGACUUUUUUUUUUAUAUCAGUCAUUUUAGUUAAUUUUAAUAGAACCUGGACUGCUUUAUGAAUCGCUAUGACAGAAGAAAAACAUUGUAUUGAUAUGAUACAGUUUUGGAAAUCAUUUGAAUGAAGUAUAAAAUGGACUCUAAGGACUUAAGGACAAACUUGGUCUUGUUUCAAGCGUUUUGCAUAUUGUUGCAUUCAAUAGUUUGUUGGAUUGUGAAAUGAGAUGGGAAAAAGUAUGUUUUGUGUUGUUUUGAGAAGAAGCUCUUCUGUUAUAUUUUUAAAGAGCAAAUUUGUUGUAAAUUUUAGAAUGAUCAAAUAGGCUAUUAUAAAUUAAACUAUGCUGGGUGAUCAUUUAUUCUUCUUUUAGGAAGCGAUGCUCAGUUCUCAAUUUAAAAGGGGGAAAAACAUGCAAUACAAGUAAAGAGAAAAGUUUGUUUAUGUAUUGAUGAUGGUUCAGAGGAAGUCUGACAAGCACUUGUUGCAAACGUUUUUAAAAUAUUUAUUAACUUUUAUUUGUAUGUAUUGAUGACAACAAAAAGUCAUGGUAAGAGUUUUGAAAUAAAACCUUUUUGCAGUGUU